AUGGUGGUAUACGCGUGUAAACACGAUCAGUUCAAAGAUCCACUGCUUAGCAAGGCGGUGCAGUGGAGCUGUAGCUGGCUUCCUCAGUUCCUGGUUACUGUACUCUUGGUGCUGAAACAGAACAGCCUGCCGUUCGAUGUGAACGCAAAAUUGGGUUCGUACUCUUCCAAUAGCGUAGCACAGAUAGGACCUAUGCACUCUACCUUGAGGCCGGGCACUGAUGUCCCGCCUACCAGGCGCUGGGUUGGGGACAGUGUAUUCGCAGCCAGAGGCAAGCAAGUGGAUCCGAAACUAGACGUAGUACGAAUGAUUGGUGACGAAUACGCAUAUGCUGUGCAGACCCGUGUACCGACACAUUUCACAGAAUGUUUCCAGGCACCGCAUGUGGUGGCAUGCGUGGGGCCUGGCACGUUCGAUGAGAAGCUUUCAAUAGAAUUUUCACAGCCAGGUCCAACCGUUCGAAACAGAAUGCCCGUCGCCGUUUGUUGA
Messenger RNA from Cantharellus anzutake, 489 nucleotides. RefSeq lists its product as uncharacterized. The record is from RefSeq and is a predicted model, not a curated record. Lineage: Eukaryota; Fungi; Basidiomycota; Agaricomycetes; Cantharellales; Hydnaceae. The transcript has 4 exons. Bases 1 to 489 code for a protein of 162 amino acids.